Melospiza georgiana is the source of this 711-nucleotide messenger RNA. It is a transcript of the gene NKX2-8, whose product is annotated as NK2 homeobox 8. The transcript is spliced from 2 exons. Lineage: Eukaryota; Metazoa; Chordata; Aves; Passeriformes; Passerellidae. Gene Ontology annotation, biological process: regulation of transcription by RNA polymerase II; cell differentiation. The record is from RefSeq and is a predicted model, not a curated record. The coding region runs from base 1 to 711 and encodes 236 amino acids. Gene Ontology annotation, molecular function: DNA-binding transcription factor activity, RNA polymerase II-specific; RNA polymerase II cis-regulatory region sequence-specific DNA binding. Gene Ontology annotation, cellular component: nucleus.
AUGGCCACAUCUGGGAGGAUCAGUUUUACAGUGAGGAGCAUUUUGGAUUUACCAGAGCAGGAUGCUAAUAGCAUAAAGCAAGCCUCUGACCAUCGCCACUCAGCGGAGAACUACACCGGCUCGCCGUAUCGAGGGUGGAUAGAAACAGACAGAAAUCACUAUCCCUCUUCCGACGAGAGCGGCCCGGAGAUGAGCUUGCCCGACUCCACCCAAAGGUCGCUCCCCGCCCGCGGCUCGGAGGCCGAGGAGAAGAAGAAGAAGCGAAGGGUGCUCUUCUCCAAGGCGCAGACGCUGGAGCUGGAGCGGCGGUUCCGGCAGCAGCGGUACCUUUCGGCGCCGGAGCGGGAGCAGCUGGCCCGGCUGCUGAGCCUCACCCCCACGCAGGUGAAGAUCUGGUUCCAGAACCACCGCUACAAGAUGAAGCGGGCGCGAAGCGAGGGCCCCGGCAGCCCGCAGCCGCGCCCGCCCGCCCUGCUGCGCCGGGUGGUGGUGCCGGUGCUGGUGCGGGACGGGGAGCCCUGCCGCGGCUGCCCCGCCAGCCCGCCGGCUCCCGCGGCGCGCCCCAAGCUGGGCUGCGCCCUGGCGGGCUGCAGCGCCCAGGCCGCCCUCGCCCUGCAGGGCUACCGAGCCUGCCCGCCCGCCGCCGCCCUCGGCGUCUUCCCCGCGUACCAGCACUUAGCGCACCCGGCCGUGGUCUCCUGGGGAUGGUGA